This is a messenger RNA of Orcinus orca (killer whale), 513 nucleotides long. Its product is annotated as interferon alpha-13-like. Bases 1 to 513 code for a protein of 170 amino acids. Gene Ontology annotation, cellular component: extracellular region. Gene Ontology annotation, molecular function: type I interferon receptor binding; cytokine activity. Gene Ontology annotation, biological process: response to exogenous dsRNA; positive regulation of peptidyl-serine phosphorylation of STAT protein; T cell activation involved in immune response. Lineage: Eukaryota; Metazoa; Chordata; Mammalia; Artiodactyla; Delphinidae. The record is from RefSeq and is a predicted model, not a curated record. The transcript has a single exon.
AUGGCCCAGAUCUAUUUGCUAGUGGCAGGAGUGCUGCUCUGCUCUAUCCCUGCUUACUCUCUUGGCUGGAACUUGCCUAGAAGCCAUAGCCAGGAAAACAAGGACGUCUUCCAACAUUUGGAACAGUUGCAAAGAAUCCCCUCUCAGUGGUGCCUAAAGGACAGAACCGACUUCAAAUUUCCUUGGAAAAGAGAGAAUAUCACCCCAAUCCAGGUGACUCAAGGCACCUGUCACCACCAUCUGAUGCUCCAGCAGAUCUUCAACCUCUUCACCACAGAGGACAGCCGUGCUGCCUGGAACAACACCCUCCUCGAUAAACUUCUCUCUAGCCUUCAUCUGAGGCUGCACCGACUGGAGCAGAUGAAAAAAGACAAUCUGGAUUGUCGAGAUUUGGGACGUGCUGCCCGGGAGUAUUUCCAUGGAAUCCAUGUCUAUCUGAAGGCAAAGGAAUACAGCCCCUGUGCCUGGGAGGUUGUCAGAGUGGAAAUUAAAAGGUGCCUUUCCCUUAUGUAA